UUCAGAUUGCAGUAAUGAGUGAACGAUACAGCUUCUCGCUAACAACUUUCAGCCCAUCAGGAAAGUUGGUUCAAAUUGAGUACGCAUUGGCUGCUGUUAACGCGGGAGCACCUUCUGUAGCGGUUAAAGCACGCAACGGAGCUGUAAUCGCUACUGAGAAAAAUUUCAAAUCGUGCUUAUAUGACGAGCACUCAGUGUACAAAGUUGAGCAAUUGAGUAAGUCAAUUGGCAUGGUAUACAGUGGCAUGGGACCCGACUACAGAGUUUUGAUUAAGGCAGCUCGCAAAAGAGCAGUGUCAUACGAGCUCCUGUAUGGAGAGGAGAUUCCAACAGUGCAAUUAGUUAUGCGCAUUGCUGAAGUAAUGCAAGAAUAUACUCAAAGCGGCGGAGUGAGACCCUUUGGUGUGUCUCUGCUUGUAGCUGGCUAUGACCGUGACAGAACCAAUGGUAAAAAGGUGCCUGUUAUUUUCCAGUGUGAUCCAUCUGGAGCAUAUUUUGCCUGGAAAGCUACGGCACUAGGCAAGAACCACCUAAAUUCCAGAGCUUUCCUCGAGAAGCGAUAUCCCAAAGACACAAAAGAAGGCCUCGAACUAGAAGAUGCGAUACACACUGCUAUUCUGACUCUGAAGGAGAGCUUUGACGGACAGAUGGACCAGAACAACAUUGAGAUAGGAAUUGUAGAAGAGUCUGGCUUCCGCCGACUGGACCCUUCUGAAAUCAAGGACUACCUAGAUACCAUUUGAAUGGAGUUAUCCAUCCGGCCAAGAGAUGUGCGUUAGUGUUAUCAUUGAUAGAUCUGAAGUGAGAAUUUUAUGAUGACUGUUGUAUGAUUGAUAUUGAUAUAAUUAAUUUGAAAGACAA
Symsagittifera roscoffensis is the source of this 861-nucleotide messenger RNA. Its product is annotated as proteasome subunit alpha type-2-like. Gene Ontology annotation, biological process: ubiquitin-dependent protein catabolic process; proteasomal protein catabolic process. The transcript has 5 exons. Lineage: Eukaryota; Metazoa; Xenacoelomorpha; Acoela; Convolutidae. Gene Ontology annotation, cellular component: proteasome core complex; proteasome core complex, alpha-subunit complex. Bases 15 to 743 code for a protein of 242 amino acids. The record is from RefSeq and is a predicted model, not a curated record.